Molecule: messenger RNA, 2427 nt
Organism: Lecanosticta acicola
Lineage: Eukaryota; Fungi; Ascomycota; Dothideomycetes; Mycosphaerellales; Mycosphaerellaceae
Source: the annotation of a GenBank genome assembly
AUGGCGGCGGCAGCAGCUCCUACUCCCACCUCAGAGGGUGUAGCGGACUCGGCAAGCGGACACAGAGGUGGUGGAAGAGGUAGGGGAAGAGGCGGCAGAGGCGGUGGCAGAGGAGGCGGCGCAGAAGGAUCCACAGGACUUCCCAGCGAGAGAGGCGAGGAUCGAUUCCGAGGAGACGGCGGAGGUGGAGGCAGAUCUCGCGGAAGAGGACGAGGCAGAGGGGCCGGAGGUCGAGGACGCGGCAACAGAGACGGAGCAAGCAGUCAUGGACAAGGCGCGGCAGCAACCAACAACCAGGAUCAAACGACGGUACCACCGCCUCCUCAACCCGGUGGAAACGGCGUCUUUGGUGCUCGCCUUACCAAAGACGCCGAGGAGAAUGCUCAAGGCGAGAAAGCGGGUGCAGGAGACGACGCGGACGUGGAGGUGUGCUUCAUUUGCGCAUCCCCCGUCUCGCACAACAGCGUUGCUCCCUGCAAUCACCGCACCUGUCACAUUUGCGCCCUUCGCCUGCGAGCGCUGUACAAGACCAAAGCUUGUGCGCAUUGCAGAACAGAAGCACCGAAUGUGAUUUUUACCGACGAUGCCGAGAAGCGAUUUGAGGAAUUCCAGACGAGUGAUUUCCACCAGAUCGAUAACAACCUCGGUAUCAGCUACGAGAGGCCUGAGAUUUUUGAGGACACCGUGCUACUGCUGCGAUAUAAUUGUCCGGACGAGAGCUGCGAUGUGGCUUGUAUGGGAUGGCCUGAUCUGCAUCGACAUGUGCGGAGUGUACAUCAAAAGGUGAUGUGCGACUUGUGCACACGGAACAAGAAGGUCUUCACGCACGAACACGAGUUGUUCACGCAUCAAGAGUUGAAGCGUCAUGAGAAGUACGGAGACGACACUCCAGGAGCAGUGGAUCAGAGCGGCUUCAAGGGACAUCCAGAGUGUGGCUUCUGCAGACAGCGCUUCUACGGCGACGAUGAGCUGUACGCUCAUUGCAGAGAUAGGCACGAGAGAUGCCAUUUGUGCGAUCGACGAACGGGGGGACAGAACCCGCAAUACUUCCAGAACUACGAAGCACUCGAGCAACACUUUAAUAAGGAGCAUUUCCCAUGCAUAGACUCUGAAUGCUUGGAGAGGAAGUUUGUGGUCUUCGACUCGGAGAUGGACCUGAAGGCGCAUCAGCUGGAGUCGCAUCCCAAUGGUUUAUCCAAGGAUGCGCGACGAGAUGCGCGGAGAGUGGACCUGUCUUCUUUCGAUUACCGACCGCAAUACCAAGAGCCACGACGCGGAGGCCGAAGAGGCGGUAGAGGGCGCGAUCCUAACGCGGAGCCCAUGCCAGCAUCCUCUGCUGGACAAAUGAGCCGUGCUGAGCUUGCCUAUCAACGGCAGCGGGAGAUUCAGAGUGCUCAGUCUGUCUCGACUCGCUCCUUUGGAGGUCAGCUCAGCCAGCCGGAUGCGCCACCUGCACAGUCUGCGCAACGUGCACCUCAGAGUCCACGAGCCAACAAUGUGCAACCUGUCCCUACCUCUGCCCCAACAUCUCCUCGACCAGCACAAGCUCUCACACCCCAGGAACAAGCAAGACAGCUCCGUCAUGCUGCGGUGAGUGAGCGGGCUGCAAACCUCUGCAGGAACGACAAAGUCAAGCUGGACGAGUUCCGGGAGCGCAUAUCCACUUAUCGCAAAGGCGCCAUCAGUGCUGGCGACCUCAUUGAUGCAUUCUUCGCACUAUUCGACACGACCUCAGAUCAACUUGGUAAGCUCAUCAAAGAGCUGGCAGACAUCUUCGAAGCGGCUGCAAAGCGCGAUGCUCUGUUGAAAGCGUGGUCCGACUGGAAAGCGAUCAACGAAGACUAUCCAUCACUUCCAGGGCCAGCAGGCGCCAACACCACGGCUGCAGGUAUUUUGGGCCAGGGCGUUGGAAGCUCGCGUGUUCUGAAACUCAAGAGCUCGACGGCGCAAAGCUCUCGCUCUGCGGUCGGAAAGCAAGCAUCCUGGGGGAGCGCCGGUGCAUCCAGCUCUUCCAACCCGUUCCCAUCGUUGCCAUCAGGCGGACGAGCACCUCCGGCCCCUACACCUGGGUGGCUGUCAAUGCGGCCUGCAGGUUCGGCUGGUGCCACAAGAACCGGAACUCCAGCGACCGGAUCUGCUCGCCCGUCUCCGAUGCCCAGCAGAGCGCAGUCGUCGGCGAAUCUCUCCAAAGCCGAUGCUUUCCCUGCUCUCCCAGCAGCGAAGAAGCCCACAUCGACCGUCUUCUCUCCCGGCUACACCGGCGCGGGUGUCAUUAGAAAUAACGCCAGUCGCACUCCGGUGACGGCCUGGGGAAGCGGCAGUGGUGCUUCGACGCCGGCCGCCCCUGCGCUCGAAGACGGGUCGGAGCAUGCCGGGAGGAAGAAAGGCAAUAAGGGAAAGAAGAACAUCAUGUUCCAAUGGGGUUGA